This is a messenger RNA of Acanthosepion pharaonis, 1356 nucleotides long. NCBI's taxonomy places the organism in Eukaryota, Metazoa, Mollusca, Cephalopoda, Sepiida, Sepiidae. The record is from the annotation of a GenBank genome assembly.
AUGAAAACAUUGCCGCCGAGAUCACCUGAUCCUCAUGAAAAGCUUCUUAUCGAGAUACGGUCUCAACCAAAACUUCGCCCUAUCAAAGAAGGCAAAGUCUUAGUUGAGACGUCACGGACUAAAUUGAAUUUAGACGAUGAUGAUGAGAGCCCAUUACCUGUAAGAAAAGUAAUCAAACCGGACUUUAACCUGAUUUUGGAUAACAGCUUUGAAGCUGAAGAUGAUGAUUCUUCCAGCCGUGAUGGAACUGAUGAUGAACGUAAGGAAUCCUACAAGAGACCUGCAAAUCGUGAGAACUCUACAGACAGAAAUGCCAAGCUAGUACGGAGACAUACAAUCAUGGUGUGUGAGUCCCCCACAGAAGCAAAGGUAGUCAACCUGCCUGGCCCCGACUCUCUUCACACUGUUAGUGAAGUAGAGGAGCUUUUCAACAGCAUCAUGGAAGUAAAAAAUAAUAACAGUAAAGAGAACCUGUCAAAGAUGGACAAUGAUUCCCCAACCACUCCUACUACUAUCACCCCCACUCCUCCUCCUGCUGCUGCCGCUGCUGCUGCUGCUGCUGCAAGUGGUGAAAAAGCUAACACGCAAGAUUUGAACGCAUCCAAAUUAAUGCAUGUAAGUUGGAAAAAUACCUGUCCUCGUUCCCAAGAGCACCAAACCCGUUCAUCCUGCAAAGAUUGUCGUCCUUUGUCUAAAAAAUGGCAGAAUCCUAUAGAAUGUCUUUCUUUAACCCUGGAUGAAGUAAUGCACAUUCGACAAGUGCUGACCAAGGCAGAAAUUGAAUCUCUUAUUACACAACCCCAACUCUAUGAUUUGGUCUCUAGAGGAAAAUUGUGUUUCUCUUGCAAAUCAGUCAAAUUCAGCCUGUUCAGUCAGUGGGGUAAUAAUUGCCGUUUCUGCAAGAGAGUUGUUUGUAAUAAAUGUAUACGCAAGUCUAAAUUGUUUCAUCAUCUUUUUUCUCACACUCUCUCCUCUCCCCCUUCUUCCUCUCUCUUCUCCUCCUUCUUCCUCUCUCGCUCCCCUCUUCCUCUCUCUCGCUCCCCUCUUCCUCUCUCGCUCCCCUCUUCCUCUCUCGCUCCCCUCUUCCUCUCUCGCUCCCCUCUUCCUCUCUCUCCCUCUUCCUCUCUUCCUCCUCUCUCUCUCCCUCCCUCUCUCUCCCCCUCUCAUCCCUCCUCUCUCAUCCCUCCCUCUCUCUCCCUCCCUCUCUCCCUCCCUCUCUCAUCCCUCCCUCUCUCCCCUCCCUCCCUCUCUCCCCUCUCCCUCCUCUCCCCCUCUCCCUCCUCUCUCUCCCCUCCCUCCCUCUCUCUCCCCUCUCUCUCCUCUCCCCAUCACCCCCAUCUUUUAAAUAAAUUGUGA